Messenger RNA from Paramecium tetraurelia, 2964 nucleotides. RefSeq lists its product as uncharacterized. The transcript is spliced from 5 exons. Lineage: Eukaryota; Ciliophora; Oligohymenophorea; Peniculida; Parameciidae. Gene Ontology annotation, cellular component: chromatin; nucleus. The record is from RefSeq and is a predicted model, not a curated record. Gene Ontology annotation, molecular function: DNA binding; histone binding; ATP-dependent chromatin remodeler activity. Gene Ontology annotation, biological process: regulation of transcription by RNA polymerase II; nucleosome organization.
AUGAGUAUUUCAAGUGAGGAUGAAAAUGAAGUCAUGCAAGUAGAGGAGGGAAGUGAUGAGGAUUAAAAAAUACAAUAAGAGGAGGAAAGAAUAAAGAAAUUAGAAUAAGAUAAGAAAACAUUCAUGAGUUCAAUCAAACAGACAACCAAAUUGAAUGCAAAUAUCAAAUUUGAUAAUAUUGAGUCAAAGAUAAAUACAUUACUUGAAAAUGCAGAGAAGUAUGCCAUGUUCCUAUUGCAUCGUCACAAGCGUACCUAGGAGUCCAAAUAGAAGGCCUUAACUUAACAGAGAGGUAAACAUAGACAAAUGAUUGACGAUGCAAGUGAAGAGGAGGAUCUUGAUGAUGCGCCAACUGUACUUGAUAAACAACCCACCAUUUUGAAGGGAGGACAACUCAAGCAAUAUCAAAUGACAGGGGUUAAUUGGAUGAUUUCCUUGUUUGAAGAGGGAAUCAAUGGUAUUUUGGCUGAUGAAAUGGGUUUGGGCAAAACUAUAUAAACUAUAGGAUUCAUAGCAUUUCUAAAAGAAUAUACUAAGAUCAGUGGACCACAUUUAAUUGUGGCUCCCAAAUCAACCCUAGGUAAUUGGAUGAGAGAAUUCAAGAAAUGGCUGCCUUGUGCAAGAGUACUUAAAUUAAUAGCUGUGAAAGAAGAAAGAGAGGAUAUCAUCAAUAAGUCAUUCCAACCUGGCAAAUUUGAUGUUUGUUUAACAAGUUAUGAAGGAGUCAACAUCUGUUUAAAACACAUCCGAAGAUUUUAAUACAAAUACAUUAUAAUAGACGAAGCACAUAAAAUUAAAAAUGAAGAUGCCAUCAUUAGUUAAAAUCUGCGUAAAAUCAGAACCAAUUAUAAAUUGUUAUUGACUGGUACUCCACUAUAAAACACACCCCAUGAAUUAUGGAGUUUAUUGAACUAUCUCUUACCAGACUUAUUCGAUUCCUCUGAAGUCUUUGAUAAAUGGUUUGAAACAAUCAAACAAGAAGAAUUGGAUUAAAGAAAUCUUGAGAUGUGCUAAAAAUUCCAAAAAAUUCUAAGACCUUUUAUGUUAAGAAGAACCAAGGCUGAAGUUGAAAGAAUCUUACCUCCCAAAUAAGAAAUCCAUCUUUUCAUCAAAAUGACAAAUCUCUAAAAAUAAAUGUAUUAGAAUAUUCUUUUACACAACAAUCCCCAUGAAGGCGAUGACAAAGGCUUUUACAUGAAUAAACUAAUGUAACUACGUAAAAUCUGUCUUCAUCCUUAUUUGUUCCCUGAAGUUGAGGAUAAAUCCCUACCUCCUUUGGGAGAACACUUAGUCGAAGUUGCUGGGAAAAUGAGAGUGUUGGAUAUCUUUUUAAAGAAAUUAAGUGAUGGCACACAUCAGGUCUUAAUAUUCUCAUAAUUUACAAUGAUGCUCAACAUUCUUGAAGAUUAUUGUAAUUACAGAAAAUAUGACUAUUGUAGAAUAGAUGGUGAAACAGAGAUCCAAUAAAGAGAUGAUCAAAUUGCUGAAUUCACUAAACCUGACAGUAAAAAGUUCAUUUUCCUACUCUCCACUAGAGCAGGUGGUUUAGGAAUCAACUUGGCUACUGCAGACACUGUCAUUAUUUAUGAUUCUGAUUUCAAUCCUUAAAUGGACAUGCAAGCUAUGGAUAGAGCACAUAGAAUUGGCUAAAAGAAUAGAGUGAUGGUUUAUAGAAUGGCAUGUGAACAUACUAUUGAAGAGAAAAUCAUAGAAAGAUAACAGAUUAAGUUACGUUGGGAUUCCCUGAUGAUCUAAUAAGGUCGGUUAUCAUAGAAGCAAAGUGGAAAAUUAUUAUCGAAGGAGGAUCUCAAAGAGUUGACUACUCAUGGAGCCUCUUAGAUCUUUAAAUUAGAUGGGGAUGAUAUCAAGGAUGAAGAUAUUGAUAUCCUUUUAAAGAGAGGUGAACAAUUAACACAAAGAUUUGAGAGUUUCAAAGAUAAAAUGUAAUCACUUGAUCUAGGGUUGGGAUAAAUUAAUAUUUUUGAUUAUUUUAAUGAAGAAAAGCAAAAUAAAAUGGAUGAGGAUGCUCUUGAAGAUGCAAUUGCUAAUCAUCAUUUCAAUGAGAACAAAACUAGAAAUAGAGAUAAAAGAGCCAUGAUGCUUGGAGGCAAUUCUAAGAAAAUCUAGGGAAAAUAAAUUAAAUUAUCAGAGCAUCAUUUAUAUGAGAGUAAAGACAGAUUAUAAUUUCUAUUGUAAAAGGAAGAAGAUUUUAUCGCCUAACAAAAGACUCAAAAGAAAGGUAUUGAAAAUGAGGAGAAUGUGGAUUUUGGAGGACUCACCUAAGAAGAAAGACAAGAAUAAAAAUAAUUACUUGAAACAGGAUUUAAAAAUUGGAACAAACAGGAGUUUUCUGAUUUCAUCACUGCUAAUGAGAAAUAUGGCAAAGAUGCUUAUGAGAAAAUUUAAGAGUUCGUUAAAUCCAAAACUCUCGAUGAAGUCAAAGCUUAUGCUUAAGCAUUUUGGGAAAGAAUAGAUGGCUUAAGCGAGAAGGAUAAAAUUGUUAAGUAAAUUGAAAGAGGUCAAAAGUUGAUUGAAUAGAAAACCAAUGGGUAAAAAUUAAUUGAGGAAAAAUGCAAACAUUUUCAUUAACCAAAAUAUGAACUUGUCUUUACUCCACAACUCUAUAACAAAUUCAAAAGUAAAUAUUUUAGCUUAGAAAAUGAUAAAUAUCUUAUCUAUAUGACCAAUGAAGUUGGAUAUGGAAAUUGGACCUUACUCAAAUAAUCCAUAAGAAAAGAACCAAUGUUCAGAUUUGAUCAUGCAUUCAAAUGCAAAAGCGAAAACGAACUCAAAAAUAGGGUUAUUUCUUUAGUUAAAAAAAUAACUCUAUGGGUCGUUCUCCCUGUUAAAACUACAUAUGUUGAUAAACCAAAAGUUCAAUAGGAUUCAUAAAAAAAGAAAAUGAAAAAUGAAGAAGAUGAAAUCCAGGAUGGUUCAGAGUCAGCUAAAAAAGUUAAAUUGUGA